Messenger RNA from Suillus fuscotomentosus, 389 nucleotides. RefSeq lists its product as uncharacterized. The record is from RefSeq and is a predicted model, not a curated record. Bases 1 to 345 code for a protein of 114 amino acids. The transcript has 3 exons. NCBI's taxonomy places the organism in Eukaryota, Fungi, Basidiomycota, Agaricomycetes, Boletales, Suillaceae.
AUGUCUACAGCACUACUGGAAGUCAUCAAUCUUUUCAACGGCGCGGGGGCAAUCAUAUUCGUAGAGAGAUAUUAUCAUGGUCCACCGCAGUUUCACAUCGUGCCAUGUGUCAAUAUCAAAGACUCGCCCUCGCGCCCUGGGGCUCAUGAGCCGGCUAUCAGGGUCUUAGUGGUCAGCGAGCAUGUAUGCAUGCAUCCCACCAUGUUUGCAGCUGUCAUAUGGUCUAUAGCACAUGACCCAGGCGUGGUCACAGUUUGCACAGAAAGCGAGGAGCUCGCCGAGUUGUUGGCACACGAGGCAGGAAUGAUAUGCUGCGUUGAAUGCGGAGAGGAUGUCCACAGCUAACACUUGUAUGAUGGCGCGCUGAGCUCUGCAUUACUAUGUACGUA